Molecule: messenger RNA, 705 nt
Organism: Paramecium tetraurelia
Lineage: Eukaryota; Ciliophora; Oligohymenophorea; Peniculida; Parameciidae
Exons: 3
Source: RefSeq, a predicted model, not a curated record
AUGUACUCUAAAUAGAAGGGGACAAUCGAUGUCUCUAAUAAAUAAGAACAGAUAGUUCCUCUCAAUAUUAGAAUGAUGAAAUAAAUUAAGGUUUCAACUUGUGAAAAAUAGGCUGUUUUAGAGAAAAUCACCAUUACUUACAUUAAUCUAAUAACUCGUAAAUCUAAUUGUAUUCAAUAAUAAAAAAAAGGAACAAUUAUUAUUAAUGAUGAUACAGGAUAUCUUAGUCUUAGCAUGAAUUUAAUAUAGGAAUUCGACCAAAAUUUAUUUAAUAGAAUCAAUUCGGACCAUUCCAAUUUACACUACUAUAACUUUAUUUUAAAAACUAGAGUAUUUAAACACGAGGUUUUCUUUGACAUACAGACUAUACAACAAGUGAAUUAAUCUGCUAUGAUAACCUAUUAAAUCAUAAAAAUCCUUGCUUGGGCAAGAUUAUAGGAAGGAUAGAAAAUGUAGAUCCAUCCAAGAGCAGAGAACGAAGAAGAUGAAUAAAUUCUAAUUGAAGUUUCCAAUUUGAAUGAAGAUAUUCUAACAUUUUUGGGUUAAAACUUAAAAUAAGGGAAAAGCUUAAAUGAAAUUGUAGAUCAUUUUAAGGCCUUGAAUAAUAUUGAACCAUAAGACAUCAAAAAAUCUAUUACACUCUUAUUAAAAGAUGGCAAAAUAAAAAAUGAAGGGGAAAUAUUCCAUCAAGUCAUCCAUUUAUGA